Messenger RNA from Sinocyclocheilus anshuiensis, 2553 nucleotides. It is a transcript of the gene slc25a38b, whose product is annotated as solute carrier family 25 member 38b. Gene Ontology annotation, cellular component: mitochondrial inner membrane; mitochondrion. Bases 418 to 1281 code for a protein of 287 amino acids. Gene Ontology annotation, biological process: glycine import into mitochondrion. The record is from RefSeq and is a predicted model, not a curated record. NCBI's taxonomy places the organism in Eukaryota, Metazoa, Chordata, Actinopteri, Cypriniformes, Cyprinidae. Gene Ontology annotation, molecular function: glycine transmembrane transporter activity. The transcript has 9 exons.
CAGCGCACAACUUUCUCGCGCAAGCGUAACUCCAAACUCACUGCUCACGGUGUCCGCGCAGGAAUGUGGUGUUGAAAACUCUUGUGUAACGAACGCCUGCUGUUUCACCUUCAAUUUAGUAACUUGUACGUUACAUUGUUUGCCUGAAACAAUUUUUUUUUGGAGAUACUGGAAAACGGAACAACUGUAUGUAAGUCGGCUCCGUAUGUACUGUUGACAGCUGUGCGUAAAGUGACAGAAAGAGCGAGAAUCAUGAUGAAGAUCAGUCCUCAUUCACUCUUCCUCUUCGGUCCUUAAGAGACAGUCUGGAAUCAAAGCUUUGACGUCUCAGACAUCACAACGGCCAUAGAACAGAUAAAGGGGAGGAAGUUGAGCUCUUCCUCUGUGCAAGCUUCAUCAUCAUCCUCUCCAUCUGCAAUGGAGGUUGCCCUGGCUCAUCCUGCCCUGAAGGCCUUCAUGUGCGGCUCUCUCAGCGGCACCUGCUCCACUCUGCUGUUCCAGCCGUUGGAUCUGGUGAAGACCAGACUGCAGACCCUGCAGAACAACAUGCACCCAGGUGCUCCUAAAGUGGGGAUGAUUACAGUCUUUUUCAACGUGAUCCGCACAGAGAAGCUGCUUGGCCUGUGGAAGGGGGUUUCACCGUCGUUCAUGCGUUGUAUCCCUGGUGUAGGGAUCUACUUCAGCACAUUUUACUCGCUGAAGCAGCACUUCUUCCAGGAUAGAUCUCCGAACGCUGGGGAGGCGGUGUUGCUUGGGGCGGGGGCUCGUUGUGUGGCAGGUGUGGCCAUGCUGCCCAUCACAGUCAUUAAGACUCGUUUUGAAAGUGGGCGGUACAAUUACAUAAGUGUAGCUGGUGCUCUUAGAAGUAUGUGUCAGAACGAAGGUCCCAGGGCUCUUUACUCCGGGCUCACAGCGACUUUACUCAGAGACGCCCCGUUCUCUGGCAUCUAUGUCAUGUUCUACAGCCAGGCCAAAAAGGCUUUGCCACAGGAGAUCAGCUCAUCCUCCUUUGUCCCACUGGUUAAUUUUGGCUGUGGUGUGGUGGCUGGUAUUUUGGCCUCUCUAGCCACUCAGCCAGCAGACGUGAUCAAAACCCACAUGCAAGUGAGCCCAGCGUUGUAUCCCAAGACCAGCGAUGCUGUACGCCAUGUUUAUACUAAACAUGGCUUGAGCGGGUUCUUUCGAGGAGCAGUUCCUCGUUCUCUGAGGAGAACCCUCAUGGCUGCCAUGGCCUGGACUGUGUAUGAGCAGCUGAUGGCACGCAUGGGACUGAAGUCCUAAAGACACCCGACGCACUUUAUGUGUGGACUUCAUUCUGUGUUACAAGAGUGUGUGCUUUUCAGACGAUGGUGAAAAGAUGGCGUUCUAUUAUCCUUGAAGGCUUGAUAAAAAAACAAAAGCAUCUAGUGUUGGCUGAGGUACCAGUAAUAGUAAGUUUUGUGUGUGUGUGAUUGUCUGUGUGUGUUAGCGUUUUCAGGUGCAGUGAGUCUUUACCCCGUGACACCUCUGACAGUGACAUUCCUAAAUUGCCACAUUGUGAGUUUGUCUGCCUGCAUAUUGAGACAGGGGUCCGCACUGAAGAAUACCAAUGAGAGACUGCUGAAUCAUGUGCCGUCAGCUCACAAGAAAACACUCUUUUCACAAGAAGAAAAUCCCCCUCUUGGCAACUAACCUUAGAAUACCACAUGUCUCGGUGUCAUUGCAAAGUGCCCACCUUUGCAGGGUUUUCAGAAAUGCACGACUCCAAAGACUAAGAUAGUUCCUAAGCCUAAAUCCUUUUUAGUCGAGGAGGAGGCUUAGUGGGUGUCCAAGAGACUGGUGUUACAAAGACAUAAUACUCCAGCACUCCGACAAUCAGACCGAAUUACUCUAGGGCUGAGAAACUCAACUGACAAAACAUUACUGUCUCACCAACAUACUCUGUUCCGACUAUAAGUGCUCGUCUCUAUGCGAUGAUUUGUGCUGUUCUACUGAUUUCCUGUGCUGUAUGACUGGAUGGGUUUAUCAGUGCAUUUCAGUUUUGUUUUGUUUUUUCUUUUUUCCUUGAACGCUCACUCCUUGGCACAGACAAAGCCAGGAUUUGGAUUGAAUGAGACUUCGUAAGAUAUAGACCUGGAGAAACAUUUAAUAUUUAUUAAAGAAACGGGAGAACAAGUGUUAUUGUUCCUGAGAAACAAUGUUUGAAGUGGAAAGUAUCAGUGAGAAAUUGCAAUACCUAAUUUAUCGUAUUCGCAAACGUGUUGUCGGAUCAUUUUAAUUGACUUUUUGUCGUAUUGACAUUUUGUGUAAAACCACUGUAAGACGCCAUAGUGUCAUCGGUGGUGCUCGGUGUGAACACAACAGUGUAAUGUUAAUUCAACAUGACCCAUAGGGGCAAUUUUAGGAAGUCUGUUAAAAACAUGUCCGGGUGGUUGUUCACCCUUAAAAUUAGUAUAGAAAAUGAAGUGUAUGCGAACCAUUAGGAUUUUUGGCAUUGUAACAUUAAUUUAAUUCCUGUUAGGCACAUUUUCUCCCCAAAUUGUCAUUACUUUAAUGUGAAUAUAUAUAUAUAUA